Molecule: messenger RNA, 1071 nt
Organism: Diplodia corticola
Lineage: Eukaryota; Fungi; Ascomycota; Dothideomycetes; Botryosphaeriales; Botryosphaeriaceae
Exons: 3
Coding region: 1-1071 (356 amino acids)
Biological process (GO): glutamate metabolic process
Molecular function (GO): D-glutamate cyclase activity
Source: RefSeq, a predicted model, not a curated record
AUGGGCUCUCUUCCUACCCCUCCCGCAGACGCGUCGGCCUACCCAACGGGUCACUCGGCGCGUGUCGCCGCGCGUGCCAACGCCAUCCUCUCGACGUCGGGCCUCGCGCCGGACUACCUCCAAGCGAACCUGAUCGUGCUGCCCUCGCGCUACGCCGCCGAUUUCCGGCUGCUCUGCAAGCGCAACCCGGUGCCGUGCCCGCUGCUCGCCGAAUCGGCGAGCGUGGGCAGCUACUCGGCGCUGAAGUCUUGGAUGGACGGCGUGGCCGACGACGCCGUAGCCAAGGGGAUCGACAUCCGGACGGACGCGCCGCGAUAUAUGGUGUACAACAACGGCACCCUCACCGCCUCCCACAUCGCCGACGUCUCCGCGCACUGGGACGCCUCCGACCACGUCGCCUUCCUGAUCGGCUGCUCCUACAGCUUCGAAGCGGCCCUCGCACGCCAAGGCCUCACCCCGCGACACACGCAGCUCAACCGCGUCGUGCCCAUGUACCGCACGCGGCUGCCGCUCAGCCCGGCGGGCGUCUUCACCGGCGCCACGCACGUCGUCAGCAUGCGGCCGUACCCGCGGCGGGCGGUGGCGGCCGUGCGCGCCGCGACGCGCCCCUUCGUCGCGGCGCACGGCGAGCCCGUGGCGUGGGGGUGGGACGCGGCGCGCGAGCUGCUGCGCGACGGCGCCGACGUCAACGCGCCCGACUGGGGCGAGCCGCCCGUCAUGGCCGACGGCGUGAGCCCGCUGGUCGAGGGCGACGAGGAGAACGUGCCCGUGUUUUGGGGGUGCGGCGUCACGCCGCAGGAGGCGGUGGUGAGGGCGGGGCUGGAGGGGACGGUGUUGGGGCAUGCGCCGGGGCAUAUGAUUGUGUUGGAUGUGAGGGAUGAGGAUGUUUUUGGGAAGGUGGUCGUUGAGGGGAGGGAUGUUAUGCUUCUCCUCAUUGACUGGGGAAAGCAACGAGAUGCGGAAGGAAAGGGUUUUGAGAAAGAGAUCGUAGGACUUGAAAACAUCAACUUCUCGCACCUUUGCGUCAGAGAUGAAAGCGGCCUUGAUGCUUCAGGGCCUUGCCUAGCCUAG